Molecule: messenger RNA, 1539 nt
Organism: Silurus meridionalis
Lineage: Eukaryota; Metazoa; Chordata; Actinopteri; Siluriformes; Siluridae
Gene: fbp2
Product: fructose-1,6-bisphosphatase 2
Exons: 7
Coding region: 37-1053 (338 amino acids)
Biological process (GO): fructose metabolic process; gluconeogenesis; fructose 1,6-bisphosphate metabolic process
Cellular component (GO): cytosol; cytoplasm
Molecular function (GO): fructose 1,6-bisphosphate 1-phosphatase activity
Source: RefSeq, a predicted model, not a curated record
UCCAUUCCUAACUCACGCAACCAAACGAACAGCAACAUGUCGGAUCAAACCGCUUUUGACACAGAUGUGUGGACUCUCACACGAUUUGUCAUGGAGAUGGGGAGACAAGCUAAGGGUGCAACUGGAGAACUCACCCAGCUUAUAAACUCCAUGCUAACAGCUAUCAAGGCUAUUUCAUCUGCUGUGAGAAAAGCUGGACUCGCUCACCUUCAAGGCAUUGCUGGGCACAUUAAUGUCACUGGAGAUGAGGUCAAAAAGAUGGAUGUGCUGUCCAAUGAUCUUGUCAUCAACAUGCUGCAGGCCUCCUAUGGCACCUGUGUACUCGUCUCUGAGGAGAACAAAGAAGUCAUUAUCACCCCAAAAGAGAAACGAGGUAAAUAUGUGGUGUGUUUUGAUCCAUUGGAUGGGUCCUCCAACAUCGAUUGCUUGGCUCCUAUAGGCACUAUAUUUGCCAUCUACAAAAAGGUUGCAGAAGAUGAGCCAACAGAAAAGGAUGCUUUGCAGCCAGGCAAUCAAAUAGUGUGUGCGGGUUACGCACUGUAUGGCAGUGCCACAGUAGUAGCUCUCAGUACUGGAGAUGGACUCAAUUUAUUCAUGUUAGAUCCAGCUAUAGGUGAAUUCAUCCUGACCGAAAGAAAUGUGAAGAUCAAGAAAAAGGGAAAGAUCUACAGCUUAAAUGAAGGCUAUGCCAUGUACUUUGAUCCUGCAGUGACCGAGUACAUAAAACACAAGAAAUUUCCUGAGGAUGGCAGUGCUCCGUAUGGUGCCAGAUACGUGGGCUCCAUGGUCUCAGAUGUUCAUCGUACAAUUGCUUAUGGUGGGAUCUUCUUGUACCCGGCCAAUGAGAAGAGCCCAAAAGGAAAGUUACGGCUGCUGUACGAGUGUAACCCCAUUGCCUUCCUAGUGGAGCAAGCUGGAGGAAUUGCCACCACAGGGACACAACGAAUCCUAGACGUGAAGCCUGAGGCUGUGCAUCAGAGGGUUCCUUUCGUAGUGGGGUCACCGGAUGAUGUGCAGGAAUACCUGUCGUUUGUCAAAAAAUAUCAGAAAUAGUUUCUCCUGUACAAAUACGAUCUUUUCAUUGCUGCCCAAUCAGCAGUUUAGCCUUAAUUCAACCCAAGAAACAUUACACAUCUUAAUUUGAGGUCUGAAAAGCACCAGGCUCUUUAAUAUUCUAGCAAAUAGGAGUUUUAAUGUAAUUUCUAGUAUUAGUAUUUUUUUUAACCCUAACCUACAGUACAUUUGGUAACAAUCAUUUCCUUUUACUUUUCAGUAUACAGCCUCAGGCAGUUUUUCCCUCCCUUUGGUUUGUUAGAAUGUAGAUUCUUUCCAUUAAGUUGCUCGACAACUCGUUUAGCUGCUCAUUAACCCUCUGGCACUGUUCAGUCUACAUAUGUGGCAUUUGUGAGACACGCUUAUCAACUCCGAUUUACAUUCACGCAAUUGGUUGAGGGUUAAGGGUCUUGUUCAAGAAACCAGCAUUGGCAGCUUCACAGGGCUGGGAUUUGAACUCUGUAUACUGUGGGUUAAAAUAAAUCG